AUGAGAAGCGUGUACGUGUGCUUCUGCCUGGCUCUGCUGCUGCCCCGCUGGGUCCCGGGCCAGAGGAGCAGCGGCGCCGCCCUCGCCAGGCUCCACGAGGACGCGCGGAUGGACGCGCUGGCCGCCGACCUGCUGAGCCGCGGCGGCGCCUUGAACUCGCUGCUCCAGUCGGAGCAGCAGCGGCGGCCGGCGCCGAGGGGGGCGCGGGCGCCGCGCCCGGCCGCCCAGGUGCCCAAGAGAGCCCAGCAGGGGUCCCGCUUCGCCCUGUCCCUCGACGUGCCCACCAGCAUCCUCAGCGUCCUCAUAGACCUGGCCAAGAACCAGGACAUGAGGACCAAGGCUGCGGCCAAUGCGGAACUGAUGGCACGAAUAGGCAAGAGGAAAUGAGGCGGCGGUGGGAGCAGUUUGAGGAUCUGAUGGAGGAAUCCUGGCUUCAGAAACAAUGUUAGUCUGGGUAAAAACGGUCAAUGUGUGUUCUGUAGAGCUUAGCUUUACUUUUUUACUAGUUGAAAAUAAUUGAUAUACAAGAAAACACUCCACGGACGGACUGAGAAUGACGCUGAGCAUCAACCAGGACACAGCCAACCAAGUCCGACAGCAGAAGAUGACACUGACCCUUUGUCUUGAACAUUAUUCACCUUAUUCCGAGUCAGAAACCGAUCAGGUUGUGAAAUCAGCUGCUUUUUGUGUGUUUGCAUGCGUAAUCUUGAAUUCAAAGGUUGUUCAAUUAAAUCCAGUCUGAUAAU
Betta splendens (Siamese fighting fish) is the source of this 746-nucleotide messenger RNA. RefSeq names its product urocortin-3-like. Gene Ontology annotation, biological process: digestion; cellular response to nutrient levels; adenylate cyclase-activating G protein-coupled receptor signaling pathway. Gene Ontology annotation, molecular function: corticotropin-releasing hormone receptor 2 binding; hormone activity. The coding region runs from base 1 to 387 and encodes 128 amino acids. The transcript has a single exon. The record is from RefSeq and is a predicted model, not a curated record. NCBI's taxonomy places the organism in Eukaryota, Metazoa, Chordata, Actinopteri, Anabantiformes, Osphronemidae. Gene Ontology annotation, cellular component: extracellular region.